AUGGGACCAGUCUCGUCACCAAUACCAAAGAAUCCAGAGACAAGUCAAUGUAAACCAGUCGUGCUCAAUUGUGGUGUGCACAUAUUGGCCGAUGUAAUAAUACAUAGGCCAAUGGACUGGGCCGGCUUGGACGAAGUGGCCAAUUUGUCGAUACCUAGACCAACUCCCACAAAAGUUAUGGCUGAAGGUAAUGGUGAAGUGCCGGAAGAGCCAAUGAUAAUCGAAUCAGACGAAAAGACCGAAGAUUACCAGAAACUAAUUGACUAUGGUCUUGAUGAAAAAGUGGCGGCUAAGCUUGAUGAGAUUUACAAAACUGGAAAAUUAGCUCAUGUCGAUCUCGAGGAGAGAGCCCUCGAUUAUAUGAAAAAGAUUCCAGUUGAUGGAGCUCUCAAUUGUCUUGGUCAAUUUUUGGAAUUCAACCUGGAACAUGUCUCGAACAAGUUGCCUUAUUUGUGGGGAGUCAUGAAAAUGUACAUACUGGAAAAUCGAGCUGGUUCAAAACAAGGUCUUGCUGCCCCAAAGACCGAAGAUUACCAGAAACUAAUUGACUAUGGUCUUGAUGAAAAAGUGGCGGCUAAGCUUGAUGAGAUUUACAAAACUGGAAAAUUAGCUCAUGUCGAUCUCGAGGAAAGAGCCCUCGAUUAUAUGAAAAAGAUUCCAGUUGAUGGAGCUCUCAAUUGUCUUGGUCAAUUUUUGGAAUUCAACCUGGAACAUGUCUCGAACAAGUUGCCUUAUUUGUGGGGAGUCAUGAAAAUGUACAUACUGGAAAAUCGAGCUGGUUCAAAACAAGCUAUGCCUGAAGGUAAUGGUGAAGUGCCGGAAGAGCCACUGGAAUCAGACGAAAAUGUUACAACAGUACCAACUCCUUCAGUCCCCGAGGUCGUCCCCGAGGUCGUCCCCGAGGUCGUCCCCGAGGUCGUCCCCGAGGCCACCACUGCAAGAAGAAAGAGAAGGCGGUCUGAGCCUGCAGAUAGUUCAACAGCGACACCACCCGCCAAAGUUCGGAGAACACGAUCUAUGGGACCGCCAGUCCUUUACAAUAUGGAGUCACCAAUAACAAAGAAAAAGGACGAGAAGGCGAUUGACUUGUCUCGAUGGAAGCUAUUGUGGAAGUCGAGGGUGCCCGACCUCUCCACAAUAGCCGAAGUUGAUCCUGAGACAAGUCAAAAUUUACCCAAUACUAUCAUUCUCGAGUGCGGAGUUACCAAAAUGGCUGAUGUGAUGAUACAUCGGCCAAUGGAGGCGCCCGGCUUUAAAAAAAAGUUGAUGUAUCGAUACCUAGACCAACGCAAUCGCCCACUGCCACAGAAGGCGUCCUUGGUUAAAAACCAUCAAUAG
Messenger RNA from Harmonia axyridis, 1338 nucleotides. RefSeq lists its product as uncharacterized. The record is from RefSeq and is a predicted model, not a curated record. Bases 1 to 1338 code for a protein of 445 amino acids. The transcript is spliced from 10 exons. Lineage: Eukaryota; Metazoa; Arthropoda; Insecta; Coleoptera; Coccinellidae.